This is a messenger RNA of Silurus meridionalis, 1190 nucleotides long. It is a transcript of the gene lin37, whose product is annotated as lin-37 DREAM MuvB core complex component. The transcript is spliced from 10 exons. Gene Ontology annotation, cellular component: transcription repressor complex; Myb complex. NCBI's taxonomy places the organism in Eukaryota, Metazoa, Chordata, Actinopteri, Siluriformes, Siluridae. The record is from RefSeq and is a predicted model, not a curated record. The coding region runs from base 169 to 888 and encodes 239 amino acids. Gene Ontology annotation, biological process: negative regulation of transcription by RNA polymerase II.
UCAGUUGCGCGCGGAAGAGGAAAGUCAAGUGAACUGAAAAUAGCAUAUUGUUGUUGUAGCUUCAUGCUAAAGUCUCUGACUGGAUGUUCUCUUAUUAUAUAAUGCAGAAUUGGCUAAUGGCAUUGCGAAGGUGAAUAUUGAUUAAAUGAGGACGAGUCUGCAAUCAAAAUGCUUCACAUGAAAGUUAAGCUGGAGAAACCAGAUUCUGAGGGUGUUGUUGCCCGAAGUCGCCUUGAUGCGGUGCUGCAAGGUCUGGUGGAGAAAAGUGACAGCGAGAGAGAUCAGAAUGAGGAUGAUUCUGGGAAAAUGGUCGCAGAUUCCAUGAGCAAGGACCUAUCCCCCUCAUCUCUUGGGAAAAGGCCAUCUUCACGGUUUGCACAACACCGAAGAAAGAAGCGCAAAGAGAUGGAGGAUGGUUUAUCAGAGACCAACCAGCAUAAACAAAACUCGUACAUCAUCAAGCUGUUUGAUCGCAGUGUGGAUCUGGCACAGUUCAGCAGCAACACUCCACUCUAUCCCAUCUGCAGAUCGUGGAUGAGGAACAACCCCACUGUACGAGAGAGAGCGAUGUCUAGUCCACCCCACAGCAUGGCAGAGGAUGAGGUCUCAGACAUGCUGAAUGGAAAAGUUCAAAAUGUAUACCGUCUUCCACCUCCUGGUUCUUGUCCUGUUCAUGAGUCUGGUGAACCAGUCAACUUAAGGAUUCCACCUACAGAGAAACCCACCAUAAGCCAGUCUACAGACACUGCAUCAGGAGCCACACCUCUCAUCUUCAAUCACAUGAAACGCUGGAAGAAAAUUAGACAGAAGUGGAAAGAAGCUUCAAAUAAGAACCAGAUGCGCUACAGCGAGAGCAUUAAAAUCCUGAAAGAGAUGUACGAGCGCUAGCUCUUUUGCAUCAGGAGACAGUUAUGGAGUUCCCUGCAGCCUCACAGAAACGGAGGUUAUGUGGAGAGUUUCAGAUGGAUAAAGGGACUGAUAAUUGCAUAGUUGUCUGCAUGGGAUAUUUUAAUAUAUGUUAACAAUCAUAUAUUUGGGAAAGUAAUGAUGUUAGUAUGGCCUGCACUUUCAGUUCCCAUUUUUGUGACGCAGGUCAGAAGAGUGAGAUGAAUGCAUGUUUGUUUGUACAAUUUGGUAAUUACAGAUGAUCAUUUGGGAACAAAAUAAACGUUCGCCUUUUUCAUCUUUCA